CGCCACGUGCCCACCACAGUAGUGCUCAACUAUUAAGCAUCUCAACAAAUUUUUAGCGGUGUUAAGUGUUAUCGCCAAUUAUACGCUGUACUGUGACGUCACAUGUAUGGUGAGGCAGUGGGGUGUAGCGGUUGAUGAUUGUGCUGACGCUGCAGGUAAAAGGGAGGAACGUGUGUGUUGGUGACGACGCCAGAAAAGCAUUACAGAAGUCAGGAUGGCAUUCGAGCUGACAGAGUACCCACCGAAGUCUUUCAGUGAUAAGUACCAGAAGUACUUAGCACCUCACGGGGUUCUGCUGUCACCCCAGCAGGUACUGAAAAACAAAAAACUGGGUAGUAACGCAGAGGACACCUUGCGUAAAGCCUUUAAGAUCACGGUGAAAAAGCUGAGGAAGAUGAGAGCUGCAUGUGCCAACUGCAACACAACUGAGGGUGUUGGCGUGGAGUGUGAGGGCUGUGGGGCGGUGCGCUACUGCAGCCUCAAGUGUCAGGACCAACGACGUCAACCUCACGAUCUCGUCUGUCAUCACCUAAAGGACGAACUCUUAGACCAGGUGGUGGAGUGCCUGCCAGCACCGGUGCCGCUGGGAAAGGAGGUGUUGCGGGGUGGUGGUGGCGUGGUAAAGGACUGGCAGGACUGGUUCACUCGUCACACAGUCAUCAAGGACAACGUGGUCACGGCGGCCACUAUCCUUACCCAGUGGUGGCCCUUUACCAGUCUUCCACACCCAGGGGAGGCAGCGCUCCAGUGUUCCCUGGAAAGGAUCGUGACCAAUGUGUUCAGCACGGUGCUCACUAUUGGUCACUGUCCCUAUUGGAUCCCGGCGCUACAACCCAACCUUCAGAACCUCCAACAGAUUCACAUCCACCUGCUGGGCGCCGAUGAACCGGAGGUGGGCGCCGUCCAGUCCGGCCUCAUACAGGUAGCAAGCCGCGUGUUGCGCCGGCCCCUAGUGGUGACCCUUGUGGCCCCUGACCUGACCCACCACCCACACACCUUCACCUGGACCACCACCCAUCCACUCCAGGUGACACCAACGGUGAAGGCCGUGGCUUACCCAGGACUCUACCAUGACUUCUGGAGGGAGCACAUAGCAACGACCGACCCCAAGGAAAAGGUGAGCAGACCCCACGUAGCCCUGGCCAUCCACCCUGGCGUCCACACGGACCAGAUGUUGAAGCUGUGGAUGCCCACACUACUUUUGCUGGCGUACGAGCGUGUACCCCUCGCCAUGACCACCUACAACCAAGCAGAAUUCCAUGAGACUCUCGAGAAACUGAAAAUUUUGAAGCCUAACAUCGUGUACAAGGAGAUGAAUCCACUACGCUCACUACAUGCCAAGCAGACGCCUUACGAACCUGACCACGUGUGGGCUGCUAACUCUUUCGCUAUUGCCAUCGACAACAGCAGCACCACCACCACCUCAUGAAGCCCAUCUGGACUGGUGCUUCUACACGUCUACCCCUGACUUUGUGUUGCUACAUCCUCAUAAUUUCUAGGCGUUUGUUUGGGCCGGGUUUUGAUAUCAAACGAUCUCACUUGUUAACACUUGCGGAAUGAGUGUAGAGUAGUCGCUGGUACCUUUGAUGAAGCUGGGUGAGAUAAUGGGUAGUCUCACGGCGUGUCACCUUUGAUACUGUCGUUGAAUCGUUGAAGCUUCCCAGCAGCCCUGGAUUAAACUUGUAAUUAUCUUAGCUUGUAAGUAUACACAAGUGUACACAGGUUCUGUUAUCUUCAUUUGUGGUUCC
Molecule: messenger RNA, 1748 nt
Organism: Homarus americanus (American lobster)
Lineage: Eukaryota; Metazoa; Arthropoda; Malacostraca; Decapoda; Nephropidae
Product: putative protein MSS51 homolog, mitochondrial
Exons: 9
Coding region: 215-1429 (404 amino acids)
Source: RefSeq, a predicted model, not a curated record